This is a messenger RNA of Capsaspora owczarzaki ATCC 30864, 2220 nucleotides long. RefSeq lists its product as hypothetical. The coding region runs from base 1 to 2220 and encodes 739 amino acids. The record is from RefSeq and is a predicted model, not a curated record. Gene Ontology annotation, molecular function: ATP hydrolysis activity. Lineage: Eukaryota; Filasterea; Ministeriida; Capsasporidae. The transcript is spliced from 2 exons.
AUGGAUUCGGCCACUCAAGUUGAAACGCAGUCAGAGUUUCGUCUGCACCAGCUGCGCCUCCAGAACUUUAAAAAGUUCGAGGAUAUCACGCUCACCCUGACACCCAGCCCCAAGAUUAUCGUUGGCGCGAACGGCUCGGGCAAGACGCAAGUCCUCUGGGCAAUUCUCAUCUUCCUGCGCGGCCACAACUCCCGUGUCCCCAGCUCCAAGCACUUCAGCAAGGAUGUUUUCCGAUUCGAAGAUGAGCUGGAAGACCUCUUUGGUGAUCGGUUCUUUAGAAAUAAGUAUCAGUCGCCAGAUACGCUCGUUCGCGUCGGCGCGCGAAACAAGAAAUUCACCCUGACUGGCACGUUUCUUGACCCCACGUACCAUCACACCAACGAGAACGUGAUGCUGGAGUACUCGCUGGACAAAGGGCUGCUUCAAGGCAAACCCGACAACCACCAGUCGCUCGCCCCAAUCCGCUUCGCCUUCAUGCCACCGACUUAUCUGUGGGGCGACCGUGCGCAAGAACUACACAGAGAUGAGCCGUUCCUGACCGCUGGCGUUCAGUAUCUACGCUGGCGCGUGUUUCAGGCAAAAGAUUUCGUGAACGAUGGACUCCGUCAUCUCGGUUUCCAGGCCACGGUCAUGACACCAAACGAAGAAACCGAAGAUGGACCUGCAAUUACCACAGUCACCGAGAACGGCGUCCCCCUCGACAUUGGUGCCUGUGCCGGCUCCCUUCAGAAGAUCAUUGCCAUCCUGACACUCCUCUACCAUCUGACGCCUGUCGCAAAUGCCAAAGCUGCCAAAAAAGACAAAAGGCUGAGCCAGAACCAGCAUACCUUCAAGCAGCGCAUCUUCCUCAUCGACGAGCUCGAGGCACUGCUCUAUGAAAAUGUGACAGCCAAGCUGUAUGACUUUCUCGUCAGCACGUGCGCCAAGCACAACAUUCAGCUCAUUGUCGCGACCAACUCGCGCGCCAUCAUCGAUCCGCGCUUGAAGACGGAUCAACAGAUUAUGUUCCUCAAUCCGGAUGGCAAGGCCGUCGAGCUGACAGGCGAACUGCCCAAGGACGAUCAAGGUCAACCUUCCCUCUAUCCAAUCCUCAACGCCCUCAGCCAGGUCAAGAGCAGCAAGCCACUGCUCGUGUUGGAAGGCACGAACGACCAGGCGUUCUACAGCAAGUACACGACCCUCGGCCAGCACUUCCACUUUCUGACCACGUCAGGUGCCGUCAACAAGCAGAAUCUUUCCAACAUUCUGACGCAGGCCAAGCUCAAGCACGUCUUUCUCAGAGACAGUGACAUGUACGCCGCUUCGCCCGAUCUCCCAGCCGCCCAGGCUCGGAUCACACAAGUUGUUGGCGCGCCCGUCAUCUACACGCUGCUGCCGUGUAUUGAGUCGUACUUGAUUCUGCACCGACUGCUCAAGAGCGUGGACGUAGACGCACUCCGUGUCAGAACGAUUCGGGCCCUUCCGCAGUGCAAGUGGUACUUUAUCUCGACCUUCAGAGAUUUCUGCAAGGAGUCGAAGCAGAAACCGCCGCCCACAGCAGCGCACCAUUGCGAGCCUGAAGGGACCAUGCAACGGUCUGCUGACAGGCUUGCCACCAUGACGAACGAUGAGCUCCGCAAGCUUCCGAAAGCCGAUCUCAAACUCCUUUGCGGCAAGUGCAAGGAGCCAAUCUUCGCCGACGAAAGCAAACGCCAAGACCGAGCGUCUGCUGCCUCGAAUCCACCGACUCCAGAUGGCUUUGAUGCAUUUGGCAGUCUGUUCGGCGCGAGUACCGCGGCAGUCUUUCAGCCGGUCCUUCCGAGUGAUUCAGCUUCCGACGAGCCAGCGCGAGACCCUGCGAGUGAUUUGGCUUCAAGUGAGAACGAUGGCGGCGUGGCCAUGCUCGGUCGCGUGCUCGCCGACUCGGAAAACGACCCGGACGUGCUUUGGAACUCUCUGCACUCGGAAAACGACCCGGACGUGCUUUGGAACUCUCUGCUCGCCCAGCUGACAACCCCCUCCUCCUCGUCCUCGUCCUCCUGCUCGUUUGAUCGCAAGAAUCGGGUCUUGUUUUGGACCACGUAUGUCAAGAUGGUCCGCGGCCACGACUUGAUGCCGAAAGCUGGGGACUUCAUGGGCAGUCUCGACCGCGAAGAUCUUGAUCCCCACGUCCAAGACCUGCUCAACCAAACUGAGCAGGCUGUUCUUGCCUGCCUCCCAGCAGAGGCUGUUUCUGAGUGA